CUCCAGUACACUAAAAAUGAAAUUCUUCGUUGCCAUCGCCCUUAUCGCCACCGUGGCUUCGGCCGCCUACGUCAAGCCCACCGGUGUGUCUGCUGAGCUGGCCGAGAUCCAGGAGAUCGUCGCCGCCAUCAACAGCCCCAGCACCAACCCCGCCACCGCUGCCGCCCUCGAGGAGAUGCUCUGGGAUGUCCUCGGAGUCAACCCUGAGCCCAUCUCCGUCGGACCCGCUAUUGUUGACUUGCCCGCCCCCAUCGUUCCCACUCCCGUUAUCGUCGCCCCCUCUCCCGUCGCCCCCGUGCCCGUCAUCGUUGCCCCCACACCCGUGGCUCCCUCUCCCAUCGCCCCCGCCCCAGUCGCUGUUGCUCCCUCCCCAGUUGCCGACGCUACCAGCGCUGCUCUGGUCCAGAUCAUCUUGAACAUCAACCAAGCCGCCGCUGAGUCCAGCCCCGUCGCCCCCGUGGCUACUCCUGAGCCCGUGCAGGUCAUUGAGACCGCCCCCAUCGCCGUGAACCCCGUCGGUGUCGUGGAAGCUUCUCCUGUGCCCGUCCAGGUUGUGGAGGUUGCCCCCGCUCCCGUCCAGGUUGUGGAGGUCGCCCCCGCCCCCGUCCAGGUCAUCGAGGCUGCCCCUGAACCCGUCAUCAUCGGCGUUCCUGUCAUCCCCUCCCCCGCUAUCAGCCUCCCCGAGGAACUUAACUAAUGAGUUAAUAAGUUUACGGUAAAAUACAUUUGUAACCUACCAACUUACUGAACAUGAAUGUGAUACAAUAAAUUUUCUGCACUCUUCAAAGA
Messenger RNA from Trichoplusia ni (cabbage looper), 789 nucleotides. RefSeq names its product KH domain-containing protein 3-like. Lineage: Eukaryota; Metazoa; Arthropoda; Insecta; Lepidoptera; Noctuidae. Bases 17 to 697 code for a protein of 226 amino acids. The transcript is spliced from 2 exons. The record is from RefSeq and is a predicted model, not a curated record.